Molecule: messenger RNA, 819 nt
Organism: Homarus americanus (American lobster)
Lineage: Eukaryota; Metazoa; Arthropoda; Malacostraca; Decapoda; Nephropidae
Product: DNA-directed RNA polymerase II subunit RPB1-like
Exons: 1
Coding region: 1-819 (272 amino acids)
Source: RefSeq, a predicted model, not a curated record
AUGUUCAGUGUUCAAUACCAUGAGUCGGACUACAAGACCCAGAACUCGGAUUACAAGGAGCCGACUUCCGGAUAUACUCAGGAUUCCCCAACUUACGAAUUCAAAGCCGCGACUCCUGCUUACGAAGUUCUGAACACCGAUUACAAGGCACCAGAGCCGAGUUACAAGGCCCCGAAUCCUAGUUAUCAACCUCAAACACAAAGUUACGAUGCCCCGUCUUAUGAAGUUCCGAAAUCGAGUUACGAAGCCAUGGCUCUAAGUUAUGACCCACCUUCCCCGAGUUACGAACCACCUGCCUCGAGUUAUGACCCACCUGCCCCGAGUUACUACCCUCCAACCUCGAGUUACGACCCACCUGCCCCGAGUUACUACCCUCCAACCUCGAGUUACGAAUCUACCACGAGCUCCUACAAGGCCCCGACCAGCAGCUACAUCUCCCCCAUCAGCGACUACAAGCCCGUGGGACCCGUCAUGACCUACGAAUUCCUCGACGACCCUUACAACACCUACAACCCCAAGGACGAUGUGAGCCUGCCGAAGGAAGACGACUCAUAUAGUAAACUGAGAUCUGGAGAAGGUAUCCUACUAAACGAGCGUUCUAGUUCAGGCAGCAUUAAGGAACCCCAGAAGGAUAUCAAACGUCCUGUCUUCGCGAGGAAAGGUGGCGAGGGCGAGGACAUAGAGACGACCACCUCCAGUCUCGGCUUCCCCUCCUCCAGGUACCCGACGAACCUCAGCCCUCAGAACUUAAACCCUUUUGCCAACUUGUUUGCUGAGUUCGAUGACGUCUUCGAGGAGAGAUUACGGAAAAAUUCUUAA